UUCUCCGCCCCCCAAACCCGGCCAAGCCCUGCAGAGGCGGUGGCUUGGUCAGUCCUCCUCCUCUCUCUCUCUCUCUCUCUUUCUCUCUCUCUCUCUCUCUCUCCAAGCCAUCGCUCCAGGCUGCUCCACAUCCUCCCUGAGAAGAAGCCAGAUCCGCCCUGGUAUCCAGAUCACUGCACAAAGAUGCCGUCCCAGCUAGAGCACGCCAUGGAAACCGUCAUGCUGACGUUUCACAAAUUUGCAGGAGACAAAAACUAUCUAACCAAAGAUGACUUGCGGCAGCUGAUGGAGAAGGAGGUCCCAGGGUAUAUGGAGAACCGGAAAGACCCCAUGGCCAUCGACCGGAUCAUGAAGAACUUGGAAGAGUGUCGGGACGGGAAAAUCACCUUCGAGGGAUACCUCUCCCUGUUCGCCGGGCUCACCAACGGCUGCAACGAGUAUUACGUGAAGAAGAUGAAGCCCACGGGGAAGAAGUAUUGAAGCCAAAGGAGUGUCCUUACCGUGUGCCCAUUUUGCCCCCAAGGAGUCUUCCGGUCUUCGGGAACCUACUGGAACCAAGCCUGCUUGAGCUUCAACGUGCCACGUCCCUGUUUCCGAGCUAACCAUUGAGGAAUCGCCCAAACCUUAACAAAACCCCAACCUCGGCCAUUUCCCCAAAAUGUUCACAACACCCAAACUGUUCCCAUUGCUGGUGCUGGCUUGUUUUUUCCCCCGCAUGCUCCUAACCAUGAAAUAAAAACAUUUUGUUUGUUUGUUUCCUA
Messenger RNA from Anolis carolinensis (green anole), 761 nucleotides. It is a transcript of the gene s100a10, whose product is annotated as S100 calcium binding protein A10. The transcript has 3 exons. The record is from RefSeq and is a predicted model, not a curated record. Bases 184 to 480 code for a protein of 98 amino acids. Gene Ontology annotation, molecular function: calcium ion binding; calcium-dependent protein binding. Gene Ontology annotation, cellular component: cytoplasm. Lineage: Eukaryota; Metazoa; Chordata; Lepidosauria; Squamata; Anolidae.